AUGGGUGACAACGGCCCCUUUGUCGCGAAACCGGCUCGAGGUUGGCUACAUCCAGAUUCCGUAUUAGCCAGCGAUGGAAUAACUUAUGCAGUCAGAUAUAUUGGUUGCAUGGAGGUCCUUACAUCUAUGAAAAAAUUAGACUUUGAGACAAGAUCUCAAGUAGCAAAGGAAUGUAUUGCAAGAGUAUGUGCUGCGGCAGGAUUAAGAACGGCUGAUAAAAAGCGUAGAGUUUGUCAAGCAGCUGCAAACGCUUUAGCAGCUAGACCUAGAAUGUCACAUUCUGGCUCGAAUGUAGCUUUAACAGUUUCAUCGAGGGCUAUAAUACUAGCGGCUCUUGAAGGAGGUGAAACUAUCGCAAGACAUGAUAUGCCAAGGGUAUCAUUUGCAUCCGGAGGAGAUCAGGAUUCAUUAGAUUUUGUGGCGUAUGUGGCUAAGUCUGCCCCUCCAGCGGAAUGGAGAGCAUGUUAUGUAUUAGAGUGUGGUGGUAGAUUGGCUCAAGAUGUCAUCGCUACCAUCGGGCAGGCGUUUGAACUUCGUUUUAAAGAAUUCUUAACGAAACCUACAUCCCUUAACAUCAAUGGCUCUCGUCCAGUAUGUGGUUCUUCAAGCGAGGGUUUGGAAGAGCGAGAGUAUUACAACGACAUGCCUGACAAAAUGCCCCCGGAGCCUACCAGUCACAGACACCCGCCUCCCCCGCCGCUAGCGACACUCGCACCUAUAUCAUCAUGUGAGGAGAGUGUACGUCACUAUGUCAACCAAACCCCUCCACCACGAACACCACCGACGGCGCUUCUGCCUAAUCAUCACACUGAUAUAUUCGACAUGCAGCCGUUCACAGCGGUGGCUGCGUCAUCAGCGGCGUCUACUUCCCCGUCAGUAGUAGAGGAGCCUCCGCCGGCUCUCUCCGCGGCCGCUCAGUGCGCGCUGCUGGCCCGCGAGCCCUGGUAUCAUGGACCUAUAUCAAGAACAGCUGCUGAAAAGCUGGUAGUUGAGGACGGUGAGUUCCUGGUGCGUCAGUCGGCCGCGUGUCCUGGACAGUUCGUGUUGACGGGCGCAAGACGAGGGGCGCACAAACAUCUACUGCUGGUCGACCCUAACGGAGUUGUGAGGACUAAGGACCGCGUGUUCGACAGCGUGCCUCAUCUCAUCAAGUAUCACUGUACUAAUGAACUGCCGAUAGUAUCUGCUGACUCAGCGCUGCUACUUAGACUCCCAGUACAAAGACUUUCCUGA
Molecule: messenger RNA, 1233 nt
Organism: Danaus chrysippus (African queen)
Lineage: Eukaryota; Metazoa; Arthropoda; Insecta; Lepidoptera; Nymphalidae
Source: the annotation of a GenBank genome assembly